AUGUCGUGGCGGAGUGGUCUACGUCGUGAGCUUGGGCGUGCCAAGUGUGGCACACUUGGUGCCGAGAACAUGGCCCUCUACCAUGGCACCAUGGAGGUUUCCCUCUACAUUGUAAACUCAUCAUGGCACCAUGGAGGCUUCCUUCCACAUUGUAAACUCAUCAUGGCACCAUGGAGGCUUCCCUCUACAUUUCUGCUGGAGGAGAGUCUGCUGGAGGAGAGUCUGCUGGAGGAGAGUCUACUGGAGGAGAGUCUGCUGGAGGAGAGUCUACUGGAGGAGAGUCUGCUGGAGGAGAGUCUGCUGGAGGAGAGUCCGCUGGAGGAGAGUCUGCUGGAGGAGAGUCUACUGGAGGAGAGUCUGCUGGAGGAGAGUCUGCUGGAGGAGAGUCCGCUGGAGGAGAGUCUGCUGGAGGAGAGUCUACUGGAGGAGAGUCUGCUGGAGGAGAGUCUGCUGGAGGAGAGUCUGCUGGAGGAGAGUCUACUGGAGGAGAGUCUGCUGGAGGAGAGUCUGCUGGAGGAGAGUCUGCUGGAGGAGAGUCUGCUGGAGGAGAGUCUACUGGAGGAGAGUCUGCUGGAGGAGAGUCUGCUGGAGGAGAGUCCGCUGGAGGAGAGUCUGCUGGAGGAGAGUCUGCUGGAGGAGAGUCUGCUGGAGGAGAGUCUGCUGGAGGAGAGUCUGCUGGAGGGGAGUCUGCUGGAGGAGAGUCUGCUGGAGGAGAGUCUGCUGGAGGGGAGUCUGCUGGAGGAGAGUCUGCUGGAGGAGAGUCCGCUGGAGGAGAGUCUGCUGGAGGAGAGUCUGCUGGAGGAGAGUCUGCUGGAGGAGAGUCUGCUGGAGGAGAGUCUGCUGGAGGAGAGUCUACUGGAGGAGAGUCCGCUGGAGGAGAGUCUGCUGGAGGAGAGUCUGCUGGAGGAGAGUCUGCUGGAGGAGAGUCCGCUGGAGGAGAGUCUGCUGGAGGAGAGUCUACUGGAGGAGAGUCCCCUGGAGGAGAGUCCGCUGGAGGAGAGUCUGCUAGACGAGAGUCUGCUGGAGGAGAGUCUGCUGGAGGAGAGUCUGCUGGAGGAGAGUCCGCUGGAGGAGAGUAUGCUGGAGGAGAGUCUGCUGGAGGAGAGUCUGCUGGAGGAGAGUCUGCUGGAGGAGAGUCCGCUGGAGGAGAGUCUGCUGGAGGAGAGUCUGCUGGAGGAGAGUAUGCUGGAGGAGUGUCUGCUGGAGGAGAGUCUGCUGGAGGAGAGUCCGCUGGAGGAGAGUAUGCUGGAGGAGAGUCUGCUGGAGGAGAGUCUGCUGGAGGAGAGUCUGCUGGAGGAGAGUCCGCUGGAGGAGAGUCUGCUGGAGGAGAGUCUGCUGGAGGAGAGUAUGCUGGAGGAGUGUCUGCUGGAGGAGAGUCUGCUGGAGGAGAGUCCGCUGGAGGAGAGUCCGCUGGAGGAGAGUCUGCUGGAGGAGAGUCUGCUGGAGGAGAGUCUGCUGGAGGAGAGUCCGCUGGAGGAGAGUCUGCUGGAGGAGAGUCCGCUGGAGGAGAGUAUGCUGGAGGAGAGUCUGCUGGAGGAGAGUAUGCUGGAGGAGUGUCUGCUGGAGGAGAGUCUGCUGGAGGAGAGUCCGCUGGAGGAGAGUCCGCUGGAGGAGAGUCUGCUGGAGGAGAGUCUGCUGGAGGAGAGUCUGCUGGAGGAGAGUCCGCUGGAGGAGAGUCUGCUGGAGGAGAGUCCGCUGGAGGAGAGUAUGCUGGAGGAGAGUCUGCUGGAGGAGAGUCUGCUGGAGGAGAGUCUGCUGGAGGAGAGUCCGCUGGAGGAGAGUCUGCUGGAGGAGAGUCUGCUGGAGGAGAGUAUGCUGGAGGAGAGUCUGCUGGAGGAGAGUCUGCUGGAGGAGAGUCCCCUGGAGGAGAGUCUGCUGGAGGAGAGUCCCCUGAAGGAGAGUCCCCUGGAGGAGAGUCUGCUGGAGGAGAGUAUGCUGGAGGAGAGUCCGCUAGACGAGAGUCUGCUAGACGAGAGUCUGCUAGACGAGAGUCUGCUGGAGGAGAGUCCGCUGGAGGAGAGUCCGCUGGAGGAGAGUCCGCUGGAGGAGAGUCUGCAAGAGGAGAGUCUGCUGGAGGAGAGUCUGCUGGAGGAGAGUCCACUGGAGGAGAGUCUGCUAGAGGAGAGUCUGCUGGAGGAGAGUCUGCUGGAGGAGAGUCUGCUGGAGGAGAGUCCGCUAGAGAAGAGUCUGCUGGAGGAGAGUCCGCUGGAGGAGAGUCUGCUGGAGGAGAGUCCGCUGGAGGAGAGUCCGCUGGAGGAUAGUCCGCUGGAGAAGAGUCUGCUGGAGGAGAGUCCACUGGAGGAGAGUCCGCUGGAGAAGAGUCUGCUGGAGAAGAGUCUGCUGGAGGAGAGUCUGCUGGAGGAGAGUCUGCUGGAGGAGAGUCUACUGGAGGAGGAGAGUCUGCUGGAGGAGAGUCUGCUGGAGGAGAGUCCGUUGGAGGAGAGUUCGCUGGAGGAGAGUCCGCUGGAGGAGAGUUUGCUGGAGGAGAGUCCACUGGAGGAGAGUCUGCUGGAGGAUAGUCCGCUGGAGAAGAGUCUGCUUGAGGAGAGUCCGCUGGAGGAGAGUCCGCUGGAGGAGAGUCCGCUGGAGGAGAGUCCGCUGGAGGAGAGUUUGCUGGAGGAGAGUCCACUGGAGGAGAGUCUGCUGGAGGAUAGUCCGCUGGAGAAGAGAAUGCUGGAGGAGAGUCUGCUGGAGGAGAGUCUGCUGGAGGAGGAGAGUCUGCUGGAGGAGGAGAGUCUGCUGGAGGAGGAGAGUCUGCUGGAGAAGGAGAGUCUGCUGGAGGAGGAGAGUCUGCUGGAGGAGGAGAGUCUGCUGGAGGAGGAGAGUCUGCUGGAGGAGGAGAGUCUGCUGGAGGAGGAGAGUCCGCUGGAGGGGGAGAGUCUGCUGGAGGAGGAGAGUCUGCUGGAGGAGAGUCCGCUGGAGGGGGAGAGUCUGCUGGAGGAGGAGAGUCUGCUGGAGGAGAGUCCGCUGGAGGAGAGUUUGCUGGAGGAGAGUCCGCUGGAGGAGAGUCCGCUGGAGGAUAGUCCGCUGGAGAAGAGUCUGCUGGAGGAGAGUUCGCUGGAGGAGAGUCCGCUGGAGGAGAGUCUGCUGGAGAAGAGUCUGCUGGAGAAGAGUCUACUGGAGGAGAGUCUGCUGGAGGAGAGUCUGCUGGAGGAGGAGAGUCUGCUGGAGGAGGAGAGUCUGCUGGAGGAGGAGAGUCUGCUGGAGGAGGAGAGUCUGCUGGAGGAGGAGAGUCUGCUGGAGGAGAGUUUGCUGGAGGAGAGUCUGCUGGAGAAGAGUCUGCUGGAGGAGAGUCUGCUGGAGGAGAGUCCGCUGGAGGAGAGUUCGCUGGAGGAGAGUCUGCUGGAGGAGAGUCUGCUGGAGGAGAGUCAGCUGGAGGAGGAGAGUCUGCUGGAGGAGGAGAGUCUGCUGGAGGAGGAGAGUCUGCUGGAGGAGGAGAGUCUGCUGGAGGAGGAGAGUCUGCUGGAGGAGGAGAGUCUGCUGGAGAAGAGUCUGCUAGAGGAGGGUCCGCGGUACAUCGCGCCAAACGAUUUUAAUGACACAUAA
Procambarus clarkii (red swamp crayfish) is the source of this 3546-nucleotide messenger RNA. RefSeq names its product uro-adherence factor A-like. NCBI's taxonomy places the organism in Eukaryota, Metazoa, Arthropoda, Malacostraca, Decapoda, Cambaridae. The record is from RefSeq and is a predicted model, not a curated record.